AUGGUUAGAACACGAGGUUUAGGUCAUGCUUUAGCUAGGGUUAUAGGUAGAGGUAGACAGGAUGAGCAUGAUGCAGUCGAUGCUCCCCAGAGGCGUAGACCUACUGCAUCAGCCCGUAGGCGACGAGUAUAUAUUACGGUUGAUGAGGGUAUUCCUCAGGUGACUGAGGAUGUUCCUCAUAUGGCGGAGGAUGUUCCUCAGGUGACUGAGGAUGUCCCUCAUAUGGCUGACGAUGUUGCUCAGAGGAGUGAAGAUGUGCCUCAGAUGACCGCAGACGUAGAUGCGACUGUUGCAGAGGACUUAAGUCGUGAUGGUGCUGAGGGGUCAUAUACUGAUGAGGGAUUCCCUGGUGGGCCCCGUGACCCAUCAGUUCUGACUUCAUUUGCGAAGCAUGUCACACAUGCCAUUUGGACUGGACAGGAGCGUCCUGAGCUAAAGUUGGUGUCACACGGGAGGAAGGUGGCGUUAAUUGGGAGGCCAAUACCUGCGAUUGAAGGGCUGGUUGUCGCCAUAAGAUUAAGUCCAUUGAUCGAGUGUUCAGUUGUAACCAGCGAUCUUGGACUUAUAUCCGCAUUUGUGGAGAGGUGGCACAGGGAGACCAGCACCUUUCACCUUCCAGUAGGAGAGUUGACGAUCACACUAGAUGAUGUGUCGUCACUCCUCCGUCUCCCUAUCAGUGGUGCCUUCCACAGUUUCGAGGCUCUUUCCGUGGACGAGGCGGUAUUUUUGUUGAUGGUGUUGCUCGAGGUGUCUGGUGAGGAGGCUAGAGCCGAGACAGUACGAGCACGCGGGGCAUACGUACGCCUCUCAUGGGUUCGGGACAUCUAUGAGAUGAGAUGCCAAGCAAGACGACGGAUUGUAGCAGCUCGUGCUUAUCUCCUACACCCGGUCGGUUGCACUCUUUUUUCUAACAAGAGUGCAACAAAUGUUCAUGUGGUGCAUCUAGAGGCUUUUCGCGACCUGGGUCAGAGUGGGGGUUAUGCCUGGGGAGCUGCGGCCCUGGUUCAUAUGUAUGACCAGUUAGAUGAAGCUUCUAGGACCACGACACGACAGAUUGGGGGACACCUUACUUUAUUACAGUGUGUCACCGAUGAUGCGUAUGAGGAGAUGUCCCCUCGUGCCUCUCGGUGGCUGACGAUGAAGGCUCAUAUGAAGGGAAUUAUAGGAGCACCAUACUGGGCAUGUUGUGAUGCUUUGACGGUCACAGACGUGUGCUGGUUGCCUUACAGUGACCAUCGAGGGGAUGAUUACGAAGGUUAUGAGGCGAUCGCAGAAAGGUUGGAGUGUGUGCUCAACCUUAGGUUGGUCACUGCAGGGACAGAGUUACAUGAUAUCAUCCAAGAUUGCCUGAGGAUCGCUAGAGGGGGUGCCAGCGCAGAUGGAAGUGUUAGGGCUCGACAAAGAUAG
Molecule: messenger RNA, 1407 nt
Organism: Glycine soja
Lineage: Eukaryota; Viridiplantae; Streptophyta; Magnoliopsida; Fabales; Fabaceae
Product: protein MAIN-LIKE 2-like
Exons: 4
Coding region: 1-1407 (468 amino acids)
Biological process (GO): meristem development; meristem maintenance
Source: RefSeq, a predicted model, not a curated record